Drosophila hydei is the source of this 2027-nucleotide messenger RNA. RefSeq names its product chitooligosaccharidolytic beta-N-acetylglucosaminidase (gene Hexo2). Gene Ontology annotation, cellular component: membrane. NCBI's taxonomy places the organism in Eukaryota, Metazoa, Arthropoda, Insecta, Diptera, Drosophilidae. Gene Ontology annotation, biological process: carbohydrate metabolic process; ganglioside catabolic process; glycosaminoglycan metabolic process. The record is from RefSeq and is a predicted model, not a curated record. Bases 129 to 1973 code for a protein of 614 amino acids. The transcript has 3 exons. Gene Ontology annotation, molecular function: beta-N-acetylhexosaminidase activity.
GUGUUGAGCCCAUUUGCAUGUGCUGUUUGUUGGUGCUGCGAAUCAGUUUUUGCAUUAACAGCUAAUCGGUUCGCGUACUUCUUUUUCUGUGUUUUUGUCCUCAGUGCGAGUAUUCGAGUUCGAAAGAAAUGAUUCUUAAAAGUAUCAUGCACUGUUAUCUGCCGCUGUUACUCUGCGUAGCAGCAGUUGCAGCAGGCUCAGUACCCGAUGACAGCAGCGAGAACAGCAGAACCACCACUAGCAAAUGGCUCUGUGACUCGACCGAUCUUUGUCUGCCGGAAGAGGACCUGCUGCCGGAAAACGGGCAGAUGCAGCCCAAGCAUCGCUUUGAGAGUCAGCUGGAUUGUCGUCUGUCUUGUGGCAAAUAUGGAGCUAUUUGGCCAAUGCCAACCGGUGAAUGCAGCCUGUCGAAUGAUCGAGUGCACUUUGAUCCAUGGAAGGUGCGUUUUAAUGUAGUGGCACCGAAUGAGGUGACGACACAGUUCCUGCGCGAGACGAACCGUCUGUUUGUGAGCAACCUGCUCAAGGAGUGCACCAGGAACUGCACGCUGGUUAGCAGCAAGGAGGUGCUGGUGAAGGCGACGGUGAACGACAGCAGCCUGGUCCUGAACUGGAGCACAGACGAGAGCUAUAUGAUGGUGGUUCGCACCACAGACACAGUCAGCUUUGUGGACAUCAAAGCGACGACAGUGUACGGGGCUCGGCUUGCUUUCGAAACACUCAGCAAUUUGGUAACGGGCAGUGUGUCCAAUGGACUGCUACUGGUUAGCUCUGCUCGGAUCAUUGAUCGGCCCGCCUAUCCACAUCGUGGCCUGCUGCUGGACACGUCUCGUAACUUUUUGCCCUUGCGAUAUAUUCGCAACACUCUGGAUGCGAUGGCAGCUUCCAAGCUGAAUGUGCUGCACUGGCAUGUGGUGGAUACGCACAGCUUUCCGCUGGAAAUAACACGCGUGCCGGAAAUGCAACGAUAUGGCGCAUACUCAAAUACGCAGACCUACUCCCAUACAGAUGCCCUUAACCUGGUGAAGUACGCCCGUUUGCGGGGCAUUCGUAUUAUCUUGGAGAUUGACGGACCUUCGCAUGCUGGCAAUGGUUGGCAGUGGGGACCCGCGGCCGGGCUGGGCAACAUGUCCGUUUGCUUGAACAAAACGCCUUGGCGCAGCUACUGCGUUCAGCCACCAUGUGGUCAGCUGAAUCCUCUCAACGAUCACAUGUUUGCGGUGCUCAAGGAAAUACUAGAGGAUGUUGCCGAGCUGGGCGCCCCCGAAGAGACCAUACACAUGGGUGGUGAUGAAGUGUAUAUACCCUGCUGGAACCGAACCGAAGAGAUUACCAACGAAAUGAAGGCCAGAGGUUACGAUUUAAGUGAGGAGAGCUUUUUGCGUCUCUGGUCGCAGUUCCAUCAGCGCAACGUCCAGGCCUGGGACGACAUUAAUCUCCGUAUGUAUCCAAGUGUCAGAGAAUCAAAGCCUGUCAUACUCUGGUCCAGUCGACUGACCGAUCCCGAGACCAUUGAACAGUUGCUGCCCAAGGAACGUUUUAUCAUACAGACCUGGGUCAGCGCUGACAAUUCCCUCAAUAGGAAUCUGCUUCAACGAGGUUAUCGUCUACUAAUCUCCACAAAGGAUGCUUGGUAUUUGGAUCAUGGUUUCUGGGGCAGCACCAGCUACUACAACUGGCGCAAGGUUUACGACAAUGCACUGCCCCUCGACCCACGCAAACGUCAGGAGCGUCAAGUGCUGGGUGGGGAGGUGUGCAUGUGGAGCGAAUAUGUGGAUCAAAAUUCGUUGGAGGCUCGUAUUUGGCCAAGAGCGGGCGCUGCCGCUGAACGCCUGUGGUCAAAUCCCAAGUCAUCGGCCAAUUUGGCCCAGCGUCGAUUCUAUCGAUAUCGGGAACGACUCAUAGCCCGCGGAAUCCAUCCAGAUGCUGUCGUGCCUCACUGGUGUGUCCUUCACGAAGGACAAUGCCUCUGAAUGAACUGCCCCUAUUCCAUUGUUAUUUGUAUCAAAUUAAAAAAGAGACUCGUG